AGUCUUACACGAAGAGAACAAAAAUGUGUUUGCUGAACGGCAUCGGUUGAUAACGCGGAAACAAGAAGAGGGCGAGUCGCUGGACGAUUUCGCUAUAGAUUUACAGAACAUUGUUGAACAUUGUAGUGUGAGCGUCGAUACGGAAGCUACAUUAGUGCAAUCAGUAUUCGUGGCAGGGAUUCGGAAUGAAAAAACAAGAGAGACUAUGUUACGGGAUGCAAACCAUACGCUAAACCUAGCUCAACUACUAGAAAAAGCUAAAACAGUUGAGAUAGCCGCCUUCGAGGCUCGAAAAAUGUCUAAGCAAAGUUCCAGCAUGGUUAAUUAUGUGGGUCAAAACAAUUCAGUGCGUAACAGAAGUUUCAUCAAACCAGGAAGGUUCCACGAAAGUGCAUGUUCCGGGCAAGGACCGAAGGAUAUUUCGAGUCAUCGAGGAAAUUUUAAAGUUAGCAGCGACACGGUGUGCUACAAUUGUUAUAAUAAAGGUCAUUUGUCUUAUAACUGCACGCUGCCCAAAGUUAAGAAGCCACGCCAUGGAUCUCCAGUACCUAGAAAUAAUUCAGUGAGGAAGAGAGCUUUCGAAGAACGGAUCAACCAAUUAUCAGCAGCCAUGGAAGAUCUCAAAAUGAGUUUAGGCGACGAGAAUGCUACAGGUGAUGAUCAGUCAGGGGAAGAACUGGACACCGAGGAUGCCCAAUCGAAUUGGAUUAACAAUAUAUUGCUCGAUCGACAAUGAAAUCAAAAAAAUUUUGCAUCACCACCAUCAAUCACCAACUACCGAAGACAACAUAAUACCGAAUGAACGAAUUUUUGCUUUCCCACCUCGCACGAAGCUGUCUGCCCUAAGAGGGAAUAAUAAAACAUUCCAUUACGACGACAACGCUCAAAAUACGCCAACAGUUUUCAAUACCAACAGUAAAAUAAUUUAUACAUAUAAAUCAAAUGGUAGAGCUCUUAGCACAGAAGGUACCAUAUUAAAAAAAAUAUCGAAUCUAACUUAUUUGAUAGACGUAAAUGGCGGUACCCGUAAAGCGCAUAGAAAUCAAUUAAAACACAUUCCCCAGAAACCAUUCGUUCUGAAAAAUUCUAUCGCUCCGGAGUUAGCGGCAGAAUACGAUCUACAAAACGAAACAAUCAGGUCAGAGAUUAAAACAGAACAUAAACAUACACCAUCAAGUGCAUUGCCUAAACUAAAAACAAAACCAGUAUUACGGCGAUCUACUAGAUAUAUAAAAUCAAAGUACAAAAAUCUUAA
Molecule: messenger RNA, 1255 nt
Organism: Topomyia yanbarensis
Lineage: Eukaryota; Metazoa; Arthropoda; Insecta; Diptera; Culicidae
Exons: 2
Coding region: 206-736 (176 amino acids)
Molecular function (GO): zinc ion binding; nucleic acid binding
Source: RefSeq, a predicted model, not a curated record